This is a messenger RNA of Stegastes partitus (bicolor damselfish), 1924 nucleotides long. It is a transcript of the gene emc9, whose product is annotated as ER membrane protein complex subunit 9. Gene Ontology annotation, cellular component: EMC complex. The coding region runs from base 176 to 793 and encodes 205 amino acids. The transcript is spliced from 6 exons. The record is from RefSeq and is a predicted model, not a curated record. NCBI's taxonomy places the organism in Eukaryota, Metazoa, Chordata, Actinopteri, Pomacentridae.
GUUCAGACGCUUCCUAUUAGCUGUCAAGGGAACCAGUUAGCCGAAAUCUACCUCCUGUCGGAUAUUCUUGCAGACCUACAUGAAACUUUAGAUUUUAAAAUCUUUGUAUUGCUUCCAGUCUGCUUCUAGAAGCCUCUUCUUCGGUCUGUCGUUAUAUUUCUCUAGAGCAGCCACCAUGGGCGAGCUGGAGCUGUCCUGUCAGGCUUACGUGAAGAUGUACCUGCACGCCUGCCUGUUUCCUCGGUGCAGCAUCAACGGGCUGCUGCUGUCGUCCAGCCCGGCGGGCGGCGCUGUCUGCGUGACGGACUGCGUGCCGCUGCUUCACUCGCACCUGCCCCUGGCCCCCAUCACCCAGCUGGCCCUCACACAGGUGGACGUGUGGUGUUCACAGACUCAGCAGAGGAUAGUGGGAUACUAUCAAGCCAACGCCUGCGUAUCAGACAAUAGCCCGACGCCGUGUGCGCUGAAGAUAGCUGAUAAGAUUGCUGAGCAGUUCGACAAUGCGGUUUUAUUAAUGCUCGAUGGCAGUAAAAUGUCUCCGGAUUAUCGGGUUCCUCCCAUCGUGAUGUACGAGCGCAAAGACUCGAGGUGGAUCCUCAAAGACAAACACACGAUCAUGCUCCGGCAGUGGGAGGAGACCCGGGCCAUCGCCGGCCAGAUGCUGGAGUCGGGCGACCACUCGCUGCUGGUGGACUUUGACAGCCACUUGGACGACAUCACAAAGGACUGGACGAAUCAGAAACUGAACACCAAGAUCGCUGAGCUCUCCUCGCCGGCCAACGGGAACAUCUAGGCCCGACGAGCGGCGUCUGUUUGUACUAAUUUAUGUUCUGACCCACACGUGAUUUCUUUUUCUAACCCGACUCAUCCACGACACAGAGUUAAGGAAGACGUUUAUUUCUGCUGCUUUUUCGUCACCAAACACGGACAUACAUGCAUAAAUAACAACAUAUUUACAUCCUGGUCGAUCCCUCCAGUUCCCCAAACCCCCACCUCCCUUAAGUCUGAAGGACAAACACAAGGAAAGCUCACUCGUCUCCAAUCUGUCUUUUGAUUUGUGGUUUAGCAGAAACACCUUUAAGUGCAAAAACCCUGCAGUAAAUGUGAAUCAGUCGAAGCUCCGAAUGUUUGGUUUUUGUGCGACUGUUUGUGUAGUUUGGCAGAUUCUACCUUCAAAAUUCAUCUUUGAAUUCAGGAUCUAGAACAUCGGUGGUUCAGGAAAGUUAAGAAAAAUACACGAACGCAGCAGAACGUUUCCCUUUAGCCGUGUUAUUUAGCACCGAUAAGCAGAACCUUUAAUUCACAUUCAACACUAUAAGAGACAGCAGCGCCUCCUGUGGGCUUCUGACUGCAAGUAAAUGGAUUAAACUACACUCACGAUGUCUUCUGACAAGAACCUUCAUAAACCUCAAACGUCCUGCACUCAGCUCCGUUACAGCGUGCCAUAAACCGCUGCUUGUUAAUGCUAAAUAAGAAGGAAGACGUUUUUUUUUUAAUUCUUCUCUUGAAUUCCGCAAAAACGGCUCAAUUUCAGCGCAUCGAUUUCCACCGUUUAGUGUCUUCGUCUCUCUGCACGCUGCCUCGAGUUACUUUUAAAAAACAUUCAGAGAGGAAACGUCUACUGCAGAAACAAACCACGCAUUCAGAGCUUCGGCUGAUUCCGUUCGCCGCGGGAGCUUCGUGUUGAAAUGUGUUUCUCGCACGAGCGUAGAGUAAAACUGUGUCGACGGUCUCAGAAACACUAACCCCACGUUGGCGGCGGCGGCAGAACACUCCGGCAAGUUGAUUCCUCACAACAAACUGCACUAAAUGUCUGAGAUGAACGAAUGAAGAACGCUGGAUUUUUGUUUCCUUUCCCUUUCGUAUUCCCGACUGAGUGUGACUUUUUUUUUUUAAUCUAUUAAAAUACAACUAAAUACGUUAA